AUGAUCUUACAUGUUCAAAAAUAUAUGUUAAAUAUUAAAUGUAUACAUAAAUUGCCUAAUUCAUUUGUUCACAGAAAUGCAUAUAAAGUUAAGACAAAUUGUAAAUUAACCAAUUUACAAAAUACAGUUAAUGCUACAAAAUCAUUUGAUGCUAUAAGCCAAAAAAAAACAAAAAUUAAGGCCAGUUAUUAUGAGCGUAAAUUAUUAUUGCUGGAAAAAAUUGCUGCAGCCGAAGAAAAAAAAGCUGAAGCUUUGAUGAGUAUAGCUCAAAGUUUGGCAUCCAGACAAAAUUUGUAA
Molecule: messenger RNA, 297 nt
Organism: Macrosiphum euphorbiae (potato aphid)
Lineage: Eukaryota; Metazoa; Arthropoda; Insecta; Hemiptera; Aphididae
Source: the annotation of a GenBank genome assembly